AUGCCAGGCGCCGGCGUAGCCUCGCCUCUCCUGCUCUCGCUCUCCUCGUCCUCCUCCUCCUUCCUCUCUUCCUCAGCCACCUCCUUCCUCCCACCCCCCUCCGCCGCGGUCGCUCCGCACGCCGCCUUCAGGACGAAGGCGGCUGUCUCCGUCCUCCGCGCGCUGCGCGCCGAGGCGGCCACCCUCCCCGUGCUCUCAUUCACCGGAGAGAGAGUCGGGGAGGUAACCCUCGACCUCAAGUCAGCGCCGCCCUCCACCGCGCGCGCUGUCGUACACCGCGCUAUCAUCACCGACCGCCAGAACGCGCGGCGGGGCACGGCCUCCACGCUCACCCGCGGCGAGGUCAGAGGCGGAGGGAAGAAGCCCUACCAGCAGAAGAAGACCGGGAAGGCGCGGCGCGGGUCGCAGCGCACCCCGCUUCGGCCCGGCGGUGGCGUCGUGUUCGGCCCCAAGCCCCGCGACUGGUCCAUCAAGAUCAACCGCAAGGAGAAGCGCCUCGCCAUCUCCACUGCCCUCGCCAGCGCCGCCGUGGCAGAGGACGCCUUCGUUGUCGAGGAGUUCGACGAGGCCUUCGCGUCGGGGCCCAAGACCAGGGAUUUCGUGGCCGCUUUGCAGCGGUGGGGGCUCGACCCCAAGCAGAAAGCCAUGUUCUUUGCCACGGAGUUCGACGACAAUGUGCGGUUCAGCGGCAGGAACAUCGGUUCCCUCAAGAUGCUCACACCCAGGACGCUCAACCUGUACGACAUACUCGACGCCCGCAAGCUCUUCUUUACUCCUGCUGCUGUAGACUACCUCAACUCCAGGUACGGAGCCAGCGUUUCUGAUGACUACUAUACUGAUGAUGAGGAUGAUGGCGAAGAAGGCACCACAGCAGAAGCUGCUCAAGGUAUGCUGAAGGAUGGCUUAAAGCAGCAGGUGAUACAGGGAGAGAUGAUACAGGGAGCGAAAACAUUGAAGAUGGUGGCCCUCUCGUUCCACAAGCAAGAUGUGCAAUCUCAGACCAACGAUGAUCAACAGCUGAUUCCUUUCACUGGUUGA
Messenger RNA from Miscanthus lutarioriparius, 1038 nucleotides. The record is from the annotation of a GenBank genome assembly. Lineage: Eukaryota; Viridiplantae; Streptophyta; Magnoliopsida; Poales; Poaceae.